GAUACAAUCUAUUCUUAAAAUAUAACUAUCAAUCAUUUAAGGUGAAAAUAAAAAAAAAAAAUAGGUACAUAUGUUUUAUUUUCACAUGUAUAACGUCAAUAGUUAACUAUGACAAACAUAAAUUUAUAAAAUUAAUAUUACUUUGUUAUAAUUUGUGUUAUCGAAUUAAAAAUGUCUCUUUAUUAUUGUGUAUAAACAAUUACAUGUGCUGAGCAUUGCUUCGAAAACACGUUUAUACCAAUUAUUGUAAUCGAAACGUGUAAAAUCCUUACCUUAUUUUGUAGCAUUAUAGAACGUUAGUACAAUUAUCACGAAACGAUCAUCUGUGCACAUUAUUAAGGGAUAAUUCAAAAGAAAUUCUCACAAAUUUUGACAUUAACAGCCAUGUUUGUUUACCACGCGUUCGUUGCUAACAAGCUGGAAACCGGCGGUCAUGUGACCGUAUCACGUGACUAUAGACUCGAUUGUGGGACGCGUAGUUACGAAGGGUUCAUGGGGUAGCUACGAAUUUCUUUUUAGAUUUAAUUUUUUUUAAAACUUCGUGAUUAAAUAAACUGUGAUACUUAAUCCAACAUGGCCUUAAUGCCAAAGGAAUCUGCGAAAGUAAUAGCAAGACUAUCCAAGAAUGUUUUCAUCGAAGAAGAAGGCGUGAAAAAUCUCGCCUGUGCGAUUUUAGAAGGUCUUAAGAAUCGUGAAGUAAGUGUGAAUAAUUUUUCUCAACAUGAAUUUCAUCCUUCUUCUAAUGAUCCAAGAGCUGUCGAUUGGAUAUUUGUCUUGGAUACAUUAAAUUAUUCUUUUUGGAGUAAGAAGGAUUCACCGAAGUGGACUGUUCACGGUCAGACUGGAUAUUUUGCAUUAUGUGCAGCUGUUAAGAGGGCUAUAAAUGAAGGGAAACCUAUAGUCGAUCCAAAGUAUUACUCUCAGAUAACAAGAUGCGAGGCCGAACAAAUUUUUCGGGGUGAUAAUCAAACUAGUAUUCCACUAUUAGACGAAAGAGUUAAGUCCUUGCGAGAGGCUGGAAAAAUUUUGUUAGAAAAAUAUCAAGGUACAUUUGUGGAAUGUAUCAAGUCGUGUUCAGGCUCAGCCGAGCAGCUACUCAAACGCAUUGUGAACGAAUUCGAGUCGUAUCAAGACGAGGCUGACUAUGAAGGCCAUAGAGUAAGCUUUUACAAAAGGGCUCAGAUACUGGUGGGUGAUAUUUGGGCUUGCUUCAAAGGUGAAGGAAUUGGUAAAUUCCACGACGUAGAUUACAUCACGAUGUUUGCUGAUUAUCGCGUACCCCAAGUCCUGGUACACUUUGGUGCAAUUCGGUACAGUAAUCCACUUCUUAGCAGACUACAGCGUGAUGUAGAAUUAGAAAAUGGUAGCGACGAUGAGAUUGAAAUUCGUGGAUGCUCGAUAGAGGCAGUCGAACGGGUUAGAGACGAAAUUUGGUCUCUUAUCGAACGUUACCCGAAUUUGGGAUUACAAAAAUCAGACAUUAACGCUAUACUCAUAGAUCAUUUUCUAUGGGACUAUAGACGGAUACACGCGGCUCAGUUAGAAAGCAUACCGUUUCAUAAAACCAGAUGCAUAUAUUACUGAGCUUGGUAUCGUCUUUCUCUUGGAACCAAUAUUUUCAAAGUUCGCUAAGGAAACUUUGAGAAUAGCUCAAAAGGAAUUGUAAACAUUUGCAGAGAUUAGUUUCUCGGGUGUAAUGAUUUUCUUUUUAUACACCACGAUCUAUACUGUGAUCAUGUAUUAUAAUUAUUUGAACGACGGAGAACUAUUUUUAUCGUUGAAUAAUAUCCAUAGAAUUAGUCACUUUAAAAGUACUCAUGUAUGUGCAAAUGUUUGAAUAAAACGUUGAGCAUUUUUAUGAAUAA
This is a messenger RNA of Osmia bicornis bicornis, 1865 nucleotides long. RefSeq names its product queuosine salvage protein. Bases 574 to 1584 code for a protein of 336 amino acids. The record is from RefSeq and is a predicted model, not a curated record. The transcript has 6 exons. NCBI's taxonomy places the organism in Eukaryota, Metazoa, Arthropoda, Insecta, Hymenoptera, Megachilidae.